Molecule: messenger RNA, 1230 nt
Organism: Acytostelium subglobosum LB1
Lineage: Eukaryota; Evosea; Eumycetozoa; Acytosteliales; Acytosteliaceae
Exons: 2
Coding region: 1-1230 (409 amino acids)
Source: RefSeq, a predicted model, not a curated record
AUGGAUACUUUGCCAGAUGUUGUGAUCAGAUUGAUAUUCAUAAUGUUGGACGACGAUGAAGUGGAUAUCAUGUGCUUGGGUAUGAGUUGUGUCAGGUUGUUCAAGGUGCUGAAAGGUAUGCCUCAGUUCUCACUGGAGAAGAAGGAACUCAGUUGGAUCAGUGAUGCACGUGAUCGUUGGCUCAGAUCAACCACACAGUUCGAAGCGGGUCAGACUCAUACAGCUGAUGACAAGUUGUUGAGAGUAGUUGAUGGCAACAGUGGUAGUGGCAGUGGCAUACCAUCACUCACACUUCCACCAAACAUCACAAGACUACGCUUUGUGACACAUUUCAACACAUCACUACUGCCCGGUCUGCUACCAGACUCCAUCACAUCGCUGACCUUUGGUGGAGAUUACAACAAAGUGAUCAGACCGCACACCCUGCCCAACACACUCAUCAAGAUAUUCUUUGGUUCCAACUUCAAUGUGAUGAUCAUACCUGGUUCAUUACCAGACACCCUGCGCACAAUAUCCUUUGGCUUCGACUACAACCAAGCAUUCAAGCAAGGCUCACUCCCAUCUGGACUCACAUCACUGACCUUUGGAUUCAACUUCAAUCAAACAGUAUGUGACGACCAAGUCGUCUACCUCCCAAGCUCACUCACAUCAUUGCACUUUGGUGCAUGUUUCAAUCAACAUCUGACAAGGCUGCCACAGUCACUCAUAUCACUUGGACUGGACGGAGGCUUCUCCAGUCGUGUCACACUCCCGCCAAAGGUGGCGAGACUCAACGUGGCCUUCCUCUUCCAACUCAAACUUUUGCUCAAGACUGCAACAUCAGAGCUCAAAGAUGUUUGUGUCUCAUACUUUCCAAGGAAUUACAAAGAGAUAGAGGCACCAUUGAAGAUACCAUUGAGCAUCAAGUUGAGUACAGUUACAAGCAUCGUCAGACCGAAUGAACCAAUAGCCAGACUGUCUGAAAGACACAAUAUUCAUAGAGUGGUCAAUGAGUAUUACAAGUCAAUGAUACAUGCAAUACCGAGUUAUGAAGCGACAUUUAGAAUAAUGCAUCCUUAUCAACCGGAACUAGAGGCGUACAACCUUCAUGACGCGUUCAAACGUAUAGGCGCACCACAAUCACCAUCCAUUUGUAAACUAUACCUAACCACCUCAUCACAACCAGCACCAAACAAGGUGUCAUCUGCCAAGAAGAUCAUCAAUAAACUCUUUGGAAAGAAUGUUGAUUGA